AGCGAGUAAUAAACAUGGAUAAAUAUUUAUAGAGCAAAUAUGAUUUUAACUUAUUAAUGGACCAAAUUGCCGAAGUUGCUAAUACGUUGUCUCAUGAUGAUCUUCUUGAAGUUAGCAAAUCAUCACUUCAAACUAUCUUAAGUUCCGAUUCUUUGCUAUCCGAUUUGCCGCCGGAUAUUAUUUUAGAAGAAAUUCAAUCGCUGUUAGCUGUAGAGCACGGUCAAUCUAUUACAAUAUAUAUUUCGAGAGAAAACGAACAUCCCUUGAAAGUGAUUGUCCCACAAAACACGACAGUAAGAGAUCUAAAAAAGGCAAUUUCAAGACAUUUUCAGUUACAUCAAAAUAGAAUCGGUAAUAAAGUGAAAAUAUCAUGGAAAUAUAUUUGGAAAACAUAUAAUAUAAACUUUGACAGUUUGAUUCUUGAUGAUGAUAACAGUUGCAUUGCUAAUUAUGGAGUUACAAAUAAGGUUACAUUAGCGUUCAAGAAGAAAAGAAAAAAACCAAAAUUAUAACUAUAUUUGUUUAUUACUAAAAUAAUUGUAUCUGAUGAUGAUUAACUAGUGAAAGAUUUUACUUGCAGUAACAUAGUUUUAUAAUUGUAUAUAAUAGACAACUAUUAUUAAAAGAACAAUUAUAUUAUAUAAUAUAGAUUC
Molecule: messenger RNA, 653 nt
Organism: Vanessa tameamea
Lineage: Eukaryota; Metazoa; Arthropoda; Insecta; Lepidoptera; Nymphalidae
Exons: 3
Coding region: 57-512 (151 amino acids)
Biological process (GO): mRNA splicing, via spliceosome
Cellular component (GO): U12-type spliceosomal complex
Source: RefSeq, a predicted model, not a curated record